AUGAGUUGGCGCGCUUUCAUCAAGCCCAUAUUUGUUGUUUGCUAUUCUUUACUUAUAUGUAUUACACUUCCUUUUCUGAUUUUAAAGCUGUACGAAAAAUCGGCUCCGGCAAUAGUCAGCGCGUGGUUCGUCGCCGGACUUUUUGUUCUAGGUGCAAUACCUAUAUCACUAUGGACCAUAAUUGAGCACAUGAUCAAUUACACCAAUCCACUUCUUCAAAGACAUAUUAUCAGAAUCUUGUGGAUGGUUCCGAUUUAUGCUGCUGAUGCGUGGUUGGCACUGAUUUUCCCUUCAUUUGCAAUUUACUUUGACACGUUAAGAGAAUGCUAUGAAGCUUAUGUCAUUUACAACUUUCUUGCGUUUUUGCUUAAUUAUUUGAGGAGCGAGUUUCCUGACUUACGAUGCGUUAUUGAACAGAAGCCACAAAUGAAACACUUGCCGCCGUUUUGUUUCUUAAACUCUUGGAAAAUGGGAAGAGUAUUCAUUGACCACUGUCGUCACGGGGCCUUGCAGUACACCGUUAUUCGUCCACUAACAACUGCUAUUGCACUAAUAUGUGAAAUGGUUGGCGUUUAUGGUGAAGGAGACUUCAACUUUCGCCACGCGUUCCUUUACUUGACUAUUAUAAACAAUGUCUCUCAAAUUUGGGCACUCUAUUGUUUAGUAAUGUUCUAUCGGUGUACUCGAUUAGAAUUAAGUCCAAUGAAACCGGUCGCCAAAUUUCUAUGCGUCAAAUUCGUUGUUUUCAUGUCUUUCUGGCAGUCCAUUUUAAUCGCAGUACUUGCUGCUACUGGUGUUAUCAGAAAGGUGGAAGCCUGGAAACUAUAUGAUGUUCAGUCUAUUGGUAUCGCACUACAAAAUUUCGCUAUAUGUAUCGAGAUGUUCAUUGCCGCAAUAGCCCAUCACUUCUCUUUCACUUGGACGCCAUAUGUCGAUCCUAAUUCGGAACCAACGAGUUGUUGUUACUCAUGGCGGUCUAUGUGGGAUGUGUCUGAUAUGCGUCGAGAUGUUGUAGAACAUGUCAGGCACAUCGGUCAUAGUGUAAGACAUUUUAAUUUCUCCUCCGACCGUCAACUUUCAGGCCGUCACAGUCUUUCAGGAACUUAUCACCGAGUUGUAUCUCUUGACGCUGAUGAAGUCGAUUGUAAUAGUAUUGCAUACUGUGACAACGAAAUCAACCCUCUUCUUUCAAAUCAGGUUUCCAGUUCUGAAGUAGGAAUUGGAUCUGAAUUACUUCGUGUUAGGAAUUCCGGGGAUAAUAUUCAAACUGAAAAGAUAGUCUAA
Messenger RNA from Schistosoma bovis, 1284 nucleotides. The record is from the annotation of a GenBank genome assembly. NCBI's taxonomy places the organism in Eukaryota, Metazoa, Platyhelminthes, Trematoda, Strigeidida, Schistosomatidae.